Molecule: messenger RNA, 1353 nt
Organism: Myxozyma melibiosi
Lineage: Eukaryota; Fungi; Ascomycota; Lipomycetes; Lipomycetales; Lipomycetaceae
Exons: 6
Coding region: 141-1154 (337 amino acids)
Molecular function (GO): 2-oxoglutarate-dependent dioxygenase activity
Source: RefSeq, a predicted model, not a curated record
AUGCCACGUGACCAUCUCAUUGGGUUAGGUGUGACGAGUGCAUCACCGGCUUAUCUAGAAGUACUCUUGGCUGCAGAGCAGAAGUGGGUCGUCUUCCAGCUUUGCAUUUGAAGAGGAAGAAGAAGAGGAAGAUAGGAAAGAUGGACGAGCUUCCGGUUAUUGAUCUGUCGUCUGCGGACGUGGCUGAGGUUGGUAAGAAGCUGUAUGAGGCGGCUAGCACGCUUGGCUUCUUUUUUGUGGAUGGAAGCGGGUUUACUCAGGAGGAGGUCGACUCGAUGUUCAAGUUGGGAGAAGAGUUCUUUGCGAGGCCUAUGGAUGAGAAAUCAAAGUAUCCUAUUACAAACAACAGGGGAUAUUCGGCAUUCAACCAGGAAGCACUUGACGUUGACGAUGGGAAAAAGAAGGGCGAUCCAAAGGAGAUUUUUAACUUUGGCCCGUUUGAGCAGUCUGCUAAUCCGGACCGGCAACCGCUUCCGCCGGUGUUCGACGAGGCCCGGCCGGCCAUGGCCGAGUUCACGGCCAAGUGUCAUGCGGUCGCCAACAGGCUGCUGGAGGCGCUCGGGACCGCGCUCGAGCUCGAGCCGGGCUGGUUCGCGAGCCGGCACGAGCUCGAGAGGCCGAGUGGGUCGACGCUGAGGAUACUGCAUUAUCCUGCGAUGACGGAUGUGGAGGGGCCGGCGGACGAGAUUCGCGCGGGCGCGCACACGGAUUACGGCGCGGUGACGUUGCUGUUUCAGCGCGAAGGCCAGGCCGGACUGGAGGUGCAGUCGCCGGUGACGAAGGAGUGGAUCCGGGUGCCGGCGCCGGGGUCGCGGGCGGCGGGUCGGAGUGCGCCGAUAGUCGUAAACAUCGCAGACCAGCUGAGCUUCUGGUCAGGCGGCGUUCUUCGGUCUGCGUACCAUCGCGUGCGGUUCCCGGCCGCGGCGCAGCGCACGGGCAAGGACCGGUACUCGAUGGCGUACUUCUGCCACCCCGCGGACGAGGUCAGGCUCGAGAAGAUGCCGAGUGCGAUUAUCGCGAGGGAGGAGGGGGGUGUGUCGUGGGAGGAGGACGGCAAGGGCCGCAACGAGGACAUCAGACGGACAGUCGUGGACGGGCGGGUGCUGACGGCGGGCGAGCACCUCGCGCGCCGGAUAGCGCUGUCUUACUACUGAGCGGUGUUUAGUUUGCUAAUACAGAAUGAGUUGUUAAGAGGAGCUGUAGCAAGUGCAGAUGGCUGUCGGAAGACGGGGACAGGGACCAAACCAGACGAGAUCAAAGACAAAACGAGACGUCUGCGGGAUAAGGUUCAAUGGUCAAGCGAAAUAAGUUUUAGACGCCGGGGCAGAUGCGUCUCUGUUGGCAGCCUUUAUC